AUGUCUACUAAUCACGAAACCAAUAGUGAUCAAGGAGAAAUUUCUAACCAAGCAAUUAUGAACAAGCUUCUAUUACUUCUGGACCGGCUUACAGCUACAGAAACGGUUCCACGUGAUCAGCCACCAAGGAAUUAUCCGGAGCAGAUCAUCGAGUCGCUUUCGGCGACAAUCAAGGAGUUUCAUCAUGACCCAGCCGCAAGUAUGACGUUCGAUCGAUGGUUUUCGAACCAACGGUACGACUGUCUCCGCAUUGUGAAGAACAAAGCAGACGAUUAUCUGACCUACGCUGGUAUUGUCAAUCGCCAGUGCGAGGACUUCGAGCUAAACAAGCUAACUAUCGACCAGUUCAAGGGGCUCAUUUUCGUUUGUGGGCUUCAAUCAUCCAGAGAUGCAGACGUUCGGACCAGAUUAUUGUCAAAAUUGGAAGCAGACACAGCGACAACGGUUAAUCUCGAGAGUUUAGUCACCGAAUGCCAGCGCCUGUCGAAUCUUAAACACGACACGGCACUGGUGGAGAAGAAUCAAUCAUCUUCAUCGGUCCAGGCAGUUCGGAACCCAAAGCAACAGAAGCAUCCUGAUUCUCAACAAUCAAGCGAGAAGACAUCUCCUCGAACACCGUGUUGGCAAUGUGGUGCCAUGCACUUUGUCAAGGAUUGCCCAUUCACAAGCCAUCUCUGUAAGCAGUGUAACAAGACCGGACACAAGGAAGGCUAUUGUGGAUGUUUCGGCAAGCAAACGAAGCCAGAAUCCGCACCCGGAUCAACAAGGUUCAACAGGCAAAAGAUGAGAAAAGGAAAGCAUCAAUCUCAAUCCAACUACAUCUUUUCAAUCAACGCAGUAGGAGCACCUAGCCGGAAAUACGUCACUGUGCUCAUCAACGACAAACCGGCGAAUCUACAGCUGGAUUGUGGAUCAGACAUCACUAUCGUCUCGGUUCAAACGUGGAAAAAGCUUGGCUCACCAUCUAUCAACAACACCUUCCAUCGCGCGAACACUGCUUCGGGUGCUGCACUACCGUUGAAAGGAGAAUUUCAAUGCAGCAUGGUUAUCAACGGUGAAUCCAAAAAUGGUACUUGUCAUGUCACUACAGUAAAGGACUUGAACCUACUCGGACUAGACUUCAUCGAAGCAUUCAACCUGUGGAACAAGCCAUUCGCCUCCGUUUGUAAUCGAGUUAAUCAAUCUAAUUUCAAUCUCGAUUGUGGAAACCGAUACCUAAGGCGAUACCCCGAAGUUUUCAAAGACACACUGGGGCACUGUACUAAAACAAAGAUCAAAUUGUUUCUGAAAACAGAUGCGAAACCGGUUUUCCGUCCCAAGCGACCAGUACCGUUCCACAUUGUUCAGAAGGUUGACGAGGAGUUGAACCGUCUACAGCAACUCGAUAUAAUCACUCCAGUGGAUUUUUCCGAGUGGGCAGCACCGAUCGUCGUAGUAAAGAAGCCAGGUGGGAAGGUGCGAAUUUGCGCUGACUAUUCGACCGGACUCAACGCUAUUCUGGAACCCCACCACUAUCCUCUUCCGACACCCGACGACAUCUUCAGCAAACUUGCAGGCAGCAAGAUUUUCAGUGUUAUCGAUCUAUCCGACGCUUAUUUGCAAGUUGAAGUUGACGAUGAUUCCAAAAAGCUCCUGACUAUCAACACGCAUCGAGGCCUGUUCCAGUUCAAUCGGUUGGCUCCAGGAGUAAAAUCAGCACCCGGUGCAUUUCAACAACUGAUGAGCAGUGUAAUCGCUGGUAUUGAAGGAGUAGAGUCUUUCCUGGACGACUUCAUUAUCCACACAGUAACAGAAACGGACCACGAUCGAACACUGAACGCUCUAUUCAGCCGUCUUCAAGAAUUUGGGUUCAAUCUACGAUUGGAAAAAUGCAAUUUUGGUCAAUCCAGCAUAAAGUUCAUUGGUCAUAUUGUAAGUUCCAACGGUAUACAGCCAGAUCCAGCAAAAAUCAGCGCUAUCACGCAGAUGCCACGACCUACUGAUGUCAGCCAAGUCCGAUCGUUCUUGGGAGCCGUUAACUUUUACGGUAAAUUCGUUAAAAAAAUGCACCAAUUGCGACGACCGUUGGACAAUUUGCUGAAGAAAGACUACCAAUUCGUUUGGAGUCAGCAGUGCCAAGAGUCUUUCGUUAAAAUCAAGAAAGUACUUCAAUCGGAUCUCUUACUAACUCACUACAACCCUGCUUUGGACAUCAUCGUAGCAGGAGAUGCCUCGAAGACAGGAAUAGGUGCCGUUAUCAUGCAUCAGUUUCCAGAUGGGCAAAUCAAAGCCAUUGCUCACGCUUCAAGGACACUGACGGCAUCCGAACAAAACUACAGUCAAGUGGAGAAAGAAGCACUCGCUUUGGUGUUUGCCGUGACCAAAUUUCGCCGCAUGCUGCUAGGUCGCCAUUUUAAGCUCCAGACCGAUCAUCAACCGCUCCUGAAGGUAUUCGGAUCCAAGAAAGGAAUUCCACUCCACACAGCCAAUCGUCUCCAGAGAUGGGCUCUUACACUACUUGGAUUUGAUUUCGACGUGGAAUAUAUUUCAACUGACCAGUUUGGAUAUGCAGACGUUCUCUCCCGGCUGAUCAACAAACACGAGAAACCAGAUGAAGAAUUUGUAGUUGCUACAAUCGGCAUCGAAGAAGAGUUGGAUAACGCCUUAUGUGAUUCGUUCAGCAAUCUUCCAGUCACGUUCGAAAUGGUUCGUUCAGCCACAAAGAAAGACAAGCUGCUCCAGACGGUUAUCCAGCAUAUCAACACUGGUUGGCCAGCAGCUAAACAAAUCACUGAUCCAAGUCUCAAGACGUUUUAUUGCCGGCGAGAAUCUCUUUCAAUCGUCAAGGAUUGCAUCAUGUUCUGCGAUCGCAUCGUAGUUCCAGCUGUAUAUCGUGGUCGAAUCCUGAAGCAGAUUCAUCGCGGUCAUCCUGGAAUGGACCGAAUGAAGUCAGUUGCGCGCAGUAUCGUUUACUGGCCUGCAAUUGACGAAGAUAUCCAGAACUAUGUACGACGUUGUUCUAUAUGCGCCUGCGCAGCAAAGUCUCCACCGCAGAUCCAACCUCAGCCAUGGCCGAAAGCAGAAGGUCCUUGGAAACGAAUUCAUUUGGACUAUGCCGGACCUAUCGAGGGAAUGUACUAUCUGGUCAUCGUUGAUUCUUUCACCAAGUGGCCAGAAAUCUUCCAAAUUUCUUCAUCAACGGCGCCAUUGACAAUAGGAUUAUUAAGAGAGACUUUUGCAAGAUUUGGAAAACCUGAUGCACUGGUUACGGAUAACGGAAGCCAAUUUUGCAGUGGCAUAUUCAAGCAAUUCUGUGAGAAAUCCGGAAUCACUCACAUUCGUACCGCGCCCUACCAUCCACAGUCAAACGGACAGGCGGAACGAUUUGUGGACACGCUCAAGCGUUCACUGCGGAAAAUUACAGACGGGGAAAACAUACCAUCAUCCGAAGCGCUGCAAACCUUUCUUCAAGUAUACCGCUCAACGCCAAGCAACGUGUUGGAAGGAAAAUCCCCGGCAGAAGUAAUGUUUGGCAGACCAAUGACGACUACACUUGAUUUGCUUCGUCCUACGGGAAUCCAUCAAGCCCAAUCCACGUCAACUUCACUAUCACCUUCCGCCACAACUCUAACUGCUGGAGCAAUGGUAUACGCCAAGGUCCACAAGAACGCCAAAACCUGGACAUGGAAACCUGGAACUAUCAUUGAAGCAUUUGGAAAGGUGAAUUUCAAUGUUCUACUGGAUCAAGGUACGGGACGCAGAAAACUCAUUCGUUCCCAUGCAAAUCAACUACGCGCUAGGUAUGAUGAUACCCAGCAGCCAUCACACGAAGUUCAUCUACCAUUGGCAGAACUGAUUGCAGAUUUCAGAUCACCGGUUUCUGUUCAAUCGUAUUUGAAUCCAGAACCAUCCACCAGCUCCGUUUCAAGACUAGCGAUGCCCAUUAAUGAUUCCGCCGACAGCCUGGAUGAAACAAUGCGGACAGCUUCACCAACAAUGAUUGCAUCAACGCCUAUAGCAAUCCCGCUAAUAAAUGAUGAGAUCACACCUCGCCCAGCCAGAUGCUCAAGACCGCCAAGACGAUUGGAGGAUUACAUCCGGUACUGA
This is a messenger RNA of Wyeomyia smithii (pitcher-plant mosquito), 4086 nucleotides long. RefSeq lists its product as uncharacterized. Gene Ontology annotation, biological process: DNA integration. Bases 1 to 4086 code for a protein of 1361 amino acids. Lineage: Eukaryota; Metazoa; Arthropoda; Insecta; Diptera; Culicidae. Gene Ontology annotation, molecular function: nucleic acid binding. The record is from RefSeq and is a predicted model, not a curated record. The transcript is spliced from 2 exons.